AUGGGCUGUUUAUUAUUCUUUAACUUUGCUCUAUUACUUUUUGCCAUUACACUACUCAUAUUGGGCAUAACAACGUCACGAUGGCUUAUUACUGUUGAUAAUAAUUCAAAUCAUAUAAAUACCGAACGCGCAGAUGGUAUUAUAUCGUCUUGUCAACGGCUUUAUCGUGAUGGUAAUACAGAGAAAUAUUUAACUGUAGGCAAUGUAACAAAUAUCAUCCAUACUAAUUAUCUAUACGAUGACGCUUAUGUAUGUUUCAAUCGACUACUCAAAUGGCAUAAUUCAACGAUAGUUGGACCUAAAUUAGACGAUAAUCACAAAGUAUUAAUUGGUUUAUCAAUUGGCUCUGUGUGCCUUGCCAUCAUUGCUUUACUUCUAACACAAUUAAUCAAUACAAAUGCUUCUUUUCACAAUUUUAAAUGCUCGAAACGUAUGGUCGAAUGCUUACUAGUCUUUGAUAUUCUUACAGUCGUAUUGGCUCUGAUAACAUUGGCAUUAUUUCUUGGCAUUAACGGUCUUCAAACUCUAACAGCGUAUGGUGUCUCAUUUUGGUCAUUCGUAGCCGGUACAUGCUGUGUAUUUAUUAGUUGUAUUGUUACAGCAGUUUAUCGUAUUGAUGUCGAGUUUGAAUUUCGUCGUUAUCGGCAUGAGUCAGUGGCAACACUCUGUUAA
Messenger RNA from Rotaria socialis, 672 nucleotides. The record is from the annotation of a GenBank genome assembly. Lineage: Eukaryota; Metazoa; Rotifera; Eurotatoria; Philodinida; Philodinidae.